Vitis vinifera (wine grape) is the source of this 1053-nucleotide messenger RNA. Its product is annotated as metalloendoproteinase 3-MMP-like. Gene Ontology annotation, cellular component: extracellular matrix. Gene Ontology annotation, biological process: proteolysis; extracellular matrix organization; collagen catabolic process. The record is from RefSeq and is a predicted model, not a curated record. The transcript has a single exon. Lineage: Eukaryota; Viridiplantae; Streptophyta; Magnoliopsida; Vitales; Vitaceae. Gene Ontology annotation, molecular function: metalloendopeptidase activity; zinc ion binding. Bases 82 to 1041 code for a protein of 319 amino acids.
UUCUUCAGCUCAGAACAAGUCUACAUGUAAAUUGGCUUGCGAGAAUUAACAGAGUGCUCUCUCUUAUGUCUGUGUUUAGUUAUGGUACCUAAUCUUUCUCCCAUGUCAUUCAUUUUCCUCUUUCUUUUCAUGUUUCCUAUCACAUCUCAUGCAAAUGGUGAAAACCCAUCUCCAUUUGAGUUUAUCAAGGAUCUUGAGGGAUGUCAAAAGGGACACAAAGUUAAAGACAUCCAUAAGCUCAAGAAGUACCUUCAACAGUUUGGUUACUUGAGCUAUAGCCAUUCCGAAUACCAAACCCAUGCCGACAAUGAUGAUUUUGAUGAUCUCUUAGAGUUUGCCAUCAAAACCUACCAGACCAAUUACUACCUCAAGGCCAGUGGAAAUCUAGACUCUGAAACAGUGUCCGUGAUGGUGAAGCCUCGCUGUGGCGUAGCAGAUAUCAUCAAUGGCACGAGCAGAAUGAGGUCGGGAAGCAGAAGCUAUCCGCAUGGCUAUGGAUCUCUCCAUACAGUAGCUCAUUAUUCCUUCUUCGCAGGAUCCCCAAGAUGGCCACCUUCCAAUACCCAUCUCACCUAUGCAUUUCUUUCCGGCACCUCAAGUACGACCAUGAGCGCUGUGACGAGAGCUUUUGGCCAGUGGGCUUCUGCAACGGACUUCACCUUUGCAGAGACUCAAGACUACACGAAUGCUGACAUGAAAAUUGGUUUUCAGAGGGGUGAUCAUGGAGAUGGAUUCCCGUUUGAUGGCCCCGGUGGAACCAUAGCUCAUUCUUUUUCCCCAACUGAUGGAAGGCUUCAUUUUGAUGGGGAUGAAUCAUGGGUAGUAGGUGCUGUUGCUGGUGCAUUUGACGUGGAGACUGUUGCCUUGCAUGAGAUAGGUCAUCUUCUUGGACUUGGUCAUAGUUCAGUUGAAGGCGCUAUCAUUUUUCCCACCAUUGCCUUUGGAGUGACUAAGGGUUUGAAUGAGGAUGACAUUCAAGGAAUUCAGGCUCUGUACAACUUUAGGACUAGAACUGGCUCUUGCUCUUAUGAAAUUAUGUAGAUGUGGUGGAUA